CUACGAGUUAUACCAAUACCCAUACCACCCUUGCAGUAUUCACUACUCAGUUCGCACCAUCACUUCAUCAUAAUCAAGUCGUAGAAGUGGUUCCCAGCGAAAAAAAAAUAUACAUAUAUAUAUAUAUAUAUGUUUUUACCAAUUUUCUAUUGUCUAUUUAACGAAUUUUAUUAAUUUUAAUUAAAUAAAUAUUAAUUUUUUUUCUGUAGUGAAUAAUUUUGAAAAUAAAAUAUUGUGAAUAUAAUUUUUUUAUUUUUGAACUUUAUUUUUUUAUCUGUAAUUUUUCAUCUUAUCUUAUCCAAAAGUGUUGUUGGUUUUUCAAGUAAAUGGAACUUGAUAAUUGAAACUGGAGUGAAAUAAUUUUGAGACCGAGGAACAAAUAUUAGACGUACCUUUAACCUCAGUAGUCGGUCUUAAACUGAACAACACAAUGGAUUCAGGAAAUCAAAAUUUUUGUUUAAAAUGGAACAAUCAUAAAACAAACAUGAUAGAUGUAUUUGAAGAAUUGAGACAAAAUGAGAACUUCACAGAUUUAACAUUUGUCUUAGAUACUGGAGAAAAAUUAAAGUGUCAUCAGAUUGUUCUUGCGGCUUGUUCAGGAUUUAUUCAAGAAAAUUGUCACAUGAUUGCACCCAUUGAUCAAUUCAUUAUUAUUUUGAGCAAAGAAACUAGAUUUAAGGAUCUUGUCGCUUUAAUAACAUAUAUAUAUAGAGGAGAAGUAAAUGUUUCAGCAGAAGAUUUACCUGAAUUUUUGAAACUUGCAGAAAGUCUUCAGAUCAAAGGAUUAAAUGGUCUAUCAGAAAAGAAAAUUGAACCGAAUGUGCCUGUAGACGAUGAACAGUCACUACGAUUUGAAAUAACUAGUUCAUCACCAUCAACAUCUAAUACAUCAGCAAGAAAUGAACAAAAUCACGUGUCCCCUUCCACAUCGCGAGAUAAUUUAUUCAAUUCACUGGUUACAAAUCAUAAUUUAAUGCAUAAUUCAGGAUUUUGGAAUAUUCCAGCUUUUUCAUUUCCACAACAUGGACUUUCUCCAUAUCAUUCACAAAUUUCGGCUCUCAGUAGAUCUUAUGAACAAAGUACAUCGCCAUUGAUGAAAAAAAAAUUAUCUUCAAUGAUGGCUAAUAUGGAUACACCCAUUUUGAGAACUGUUUUAGGAAAAGGCAAUGGCACUGAACAUGAAACAAGACAAAAAAAUGUAACACCCAUCAAUGAGAUCAGCAGAAGAUAUAGUUCAGAUUUUUCACGAAAUGACAGUGUAUCAAGUCCUACAGCUGAUAUGGAAGAUGAAGAUAGACAAACUUCUCCUCCAAAAAAAAACAAUAGCUACAACACAUCAACGGCACGAGAAUGGAAACGAUAUAAACAAUAUACACGUGAGGAUAUUAACAACGCUAUAAUGGAAGUAAAGCAGGGAGGUUUAAGUGCUUUGAAAGCAGCUCGAAAAUACAAAGUACCCUCACGUACUUUAUAUGAUAAGGUGAAAAAAUUAGGCAUUCGUACCAAUCGCAACAGAAGAAGUUCAGCUACAAAUUCACAUAUCGAUAAUGGCAGUGCUCAAUUUCCUUUUGGUAUUGGCGGUAAUGUAAAUGGAAGUAUUUAUAGAAACUCUUAUUCCUCUUUGGAGGAACAAAAUUCUUUACUACAUUCAAGGCAAAAUAGUCCAAGUCCCGUUAUUGAGAAUCUCAAAGAAAAUGAAAAUUUUGAUAAUAUGGUUGAAGAUUUGUCGGUAAAAUCUAGAAAAGAGGUAAGAAAUAAUGAUGUUUCUAUGGUUCCCAGUGAUGAUAUAGUUGACGCUUCUCAAAAAGAUGAAGUUCUUGAAAGUCAUAAUUGACAAGAAAUGACAUACGUAUACUAAUCGAUUCAUUCAUCUGCAUAAUGUUUUCGUUUAUAGAUUACAUAAUAAAUUUCUUAUUCAUUUUCUUUCUGUUUAUUUGCAACUUAAGCAAAGUGAUUUUUUAAAGAUUGUUAUGAAGACUGAUAAUGAUUAAUUUAAAUUGUUUAAACUUUCAAAAUUUUCAAUGAAAUCUAUUUAAAACAAUGAUAAUUGAAAAAAGGAGCAUACAAUUCACUACAAUUUUGAAGCAUAUCAUGUUCCAUUAAAAAUGGUUUACAAUAUUAAUAGAAGAAUUUAUCAGUAAAAAAAUAUUUAUUUCAAACGAAGAAUUAUUUUUUCUUUUUCUUUCGUUCAUUUUAAAAUUAAAUAUUUUUAACAAUGAACAGUAACUGUGUUAAUAAUCGCAACCAAUUAAUUUGAUUAUUAUAAAAUUUUAAUUUUGAAUUUGAGACAAAGGUGAAAAUUGUUUACACAAAUACUAAAUGACUAUUCAUUAAGACCUAUAAUUAUACUCUCUGGUUUGACAUUUGUAGUUACCGUUAUGAAGUUGUACAAUAGCGUUAUGCUAUCUCUUAUUUUUUGUCUUUAUUUAUAAAAGUAUUAAGGGCUAAUGUUUACUGUUAAUUAGGUUACAAAAUGUUCCUAUCUUACAUUUAAUGUUUUAGAUAGGAGAAAAAUAUUGAUAAACGCAUAUAUAUAUAUAUACACAUAUACACAUAUAUAUAUAUAUAUAUAUAUAUAUAUAUUUAUUUAGUAGUUUAAAAAAUAUAAUUGUUAUAAUUUUAGAAUUAGCAAUAAUUGAUUAUAGGCAAUGGCCAUGGGAUACGGAUGCAAUAAUCCUCAAUUAUAAUAUUUAGUUACAAAAGCAUCAGCAACAAAUUUUUGUCAUUAUGUUCUUUGGAAAGUAUUCUUGAUUAAAUGCCCCCAGUAAGAAUUUAUAAUUAUGCAUUCCAGUGUUGUUAUAACUCACUGACACAAUCCACAAGUUUAUAAUCAUGAAAAUUCGACUUUCCAUAUUCCGAUAUUAUUUAAUGGUUUUAAAUAUAAUACAAUAGAUUGAGUAAAUAUUAUACUUUUGUAACGAACUUUUGUUCUUAAGAAUUGUUAUAUCAUUUUUACUAUAAUUAAUUUGAAUAUUGCGAAUAUAAAAAUCUACCUCCACAAGUACAAAAACAAUAUGUUAGGAAACUUAAGACUGAUAAACCUUAUGAAUGGAAGACUGAAGGUUAAAGCCGAAUAGCAUGAAUUGAAACUUUAAGACUGAUGUGCCUUAAAACCGUUACGUAGUGUCAACUGCAUUGUUAUCUUCAAGAAACAGAAAAAUGAAACUAGAAUUUAAAAUAAAAUUUGUUAUUUUAAAGAAACAGAUAUUUUUUAAAUUUAAAGAAGUUGGAGGAUUAGGCUGAUAAUAAUAAAGUUAAAAUUUUUAUGUUACCUAAUUUUCUAACGUCUUUAAAUUUUGUAAAUUCAUUCUGAUAUAAUUUUGAUAAUUAUGUGUUUAUGUUUAUGUUAUUGAAGAGUAUACUUCACUAUAGAGCAUUUUAUACCUAAUAUAUAUUUAUAGAAUAGAUAUGUAUAACAGAUAUUGUAUAUGUGCGUGUGAUUUAUAUAAUCAGUUCAUAACAGAACUGCAGAAACAUAACCUGUUUUCUUUUCAAUAAGUAACAAAACAAUAAUAUUAUAUACUUUUCAAUAAUUGUAGACUUUUUUAAUUAGUAAAUAAUGUUAAAGCAUCUAAGAAAACAAUACAAAAAUGGUCUCAAAAUGCUAAAAUGCAAAAAUGGAAAUUAUAUACAAUCACAUUAUAUAUACAAAAAAUGUCAAACUAUUAGAUUAAGGAAAAUUUACUUUUACCAGUAGUACUUAUAAAUUGCACGUUAAAUAUCUUCUUUAAAGAAAAAAAUGAUUAAGAAAGCUUUAAAAAGUUAAGUCUGAGGAUAUAUAAAUAAAUAUGAAACUUUUUUAAAAAUUAAAGACACUAUUACUUGCUUGUUUAUUAAGAAAGAGAUUGAUUAAAUGUUAUAUAGUAAAAUUACUUAUUAACUUACUCUAUUUGAAGUCAUGGUCGACAAAAUAAGUAAAUAAAAUUUUUCUCACAAAAAUUUUAAAGGUUGUGUGAUUCUUGUGAUUUCAAAUGUAAAUAUUUUCACAGGUUUUCUCGCAAAAUAUUUGAUAGAUUGUGCUAAAUUUUUACAAAGAACUUAAAAAUAGCAUAAGAAAUAGAUGUUAUGUGCCAGAGUAUUAAUAUUUUAUAAAAAAAUUUAUUUAAAAAAAAUUGAAUUUGAAUUUGUGCUCGGCAAUAAAUUCGGUGUUCCCGCCCUUGGUACAUAAUAUACUAUUUAAGUACUCCACAAAAUUUUAGCUGAAUCUAUCAAAUAUUUUGCGAGAAAACGUACGGAGAAUAUUUACAUGUGAAAAUACAUCAAUCAUAUGACCUUAAAUGUCAAAGUUAAUCAAACUUAACCAAUUUGAUUUUUGCAACAAAUAAUUUGUCAUUAUAUUUUGAUAUUGUUAAAUAAACAAUAUCACAAAAUGUUGUUUGGCCAAGCCACUGUAAAUUAUAUUUAAAUGUUAGUUUAUCACAAAGUGACAAUAUGGUAUUUUUUAAACGUGAUGGUGUUUAUUUAACUAUUAAUUAUAUGUAUAUGUAAGUACGAAUAUUUCCACAAUAUGUCGGGAAUAAAAAUUAGUCCAGCCGUUUAACUUUCAAAUUAAUAAAAAUCUAAAUUAAUGUUAUGUUUAGUUUUUUUAUGUGUGCAGAAAAAUUUAAUUAGAUAAAUAGAUACUGAAUUUUAAUAUAUUAAAAAAAUUCUGUUAUUACGAAAAUUUACAUUAAUGUUUUGGAAGUUAACUUUCAAGAUAUUGUUAUGUUAGAUUUUUGCUGAAAAAUCUUAUAUUUGAAAAAUAUAACGUCUAGCCACUAAAAAUAAAAAUUUUAUCUGUAUGAAAAAGAGGCCUUUUAUAUUUAGUAAGACUGA
Messenger RNA from Leptopilina boulardi, 4815 nucleotides. Its product is annotated as protein abrupt-like. Gene Ontology annotation, biological process: regulation of transcription by RNA polymerase II. Lineage: Eukaryota; Metazoa; Arthropoda; Insecta; Hymenoptera; Figitidae. The transcript is spliced from 5 exons. The record is from RefSeq and is a predicted model, not a curated record. Bases 431 to 1834 code for a protein of 467 amino acids. Gene Ontology annotation, molecular function: DNA binding; protein binding. Gene Ontology annotation, cellular component: nucleus.